Messenger RNA from Coffea arabica (coffee), 630 nucleotides. RefSeq names its product protein FAR1-RELATED SEQUENCE 5-like. NCBI's taxonomy places the organism in Eukaryota, Viridiplantae, Streptophyta, Magnoliopsida, Gentianales, Rubiaceae. The record is from RefSeq and is a predicted model, not a curated record.
AUGGAUUGUAGCAAAUUGGCAGAAGAUGGGACCCCUGAAUUAGGAAUGGAAUUCAAUAGUAAACGGGAUGCGUACAAGUUUUACAACAAAUAUGCCUUUAAAAUGGGUUUUAGUGUACGCAAAGACUAUCUAAAUAAAGACAAAGACGGUGUGACCACGUCUAGGAGAUAUAGUUGCUGCAAGGAAGGUGUAAAACGCAAAUACGAAAGUGAUGUGAUGCCAAAGAGAACUCGAGCGCCGACGAAAACGGGGUGUGGAGCUAAAAUGGUUAUCGCGUUGUUUAGAGGGACAAUGAAGUACCGUGUGCAUGACCUUGUCUUAGAACAUAACCAUGAGUUGCAUAUUGCUCAAUGUUCGCACAUGAUGCCAUCACAAAGAAAAAUGAGUGAGGCUCAAGGAUUCCAAGCUGAAAUAAGCGUGGAUGCUGGGUUUUCAUUGAAACAGAGCUACGAGCUUAUGGGAAAGGAGGCAAGUGGGAUGGAAAAUGUGGGAUAUACUCGAGAAGACUUGAAACGAUAUCUUCGUACUCGAUGGGAAAGGAGUUUGAAAUAUGGAGAAACAGGUAGUAUGUUGAAUUAUUUUCAAGAGCAAACACUCGAGAAUCCAUCAUUUUUUCAUGCCUACAGCUAG